Messenger RNA from Polistes dominula (European paper wasp), 1320 nucleotides. RefSeq lists its product as uncharacterized. NCBI's taxonomy places the organism in Eukaryota, Metazoa, Arthropoda, Insecta, Hymenoptera, Vespidae. The record is from RefSeq and is a predicted model, not a curated record.
UAGUAUCAGUAUGAUCAGUAUAGAGACACAGAGGGCCAAAGAGGAAUUGUUACCCUAAAGAUAAGGGAAACUUCCUAUAGUUACACUCCUGGCCAUUUCCUCUUCUCUUCUUCUCUACUCUUCCUCCUAAACUAAGUCCGCCCUCCUACGGACGAGCCAAAAGAAAAUUGCGUUUUCCUUUAAUCGGUGUUAACAGCAACAGCAACAUUCAAACAGUUUAAGAACCUUAACUCGAUGAACACUUUGUUGAAAUUUAAUAUUCACUUAAAAAACGAAACAUAUCUGAACAAAUACAAAUCUUUAUAUCAUUAUCAUUAAUAUUAUCUUUAUCAUCAUCAUCAUCAUCAUCAUCAUCAUUAUCAUCAUCAGUGUUAAAAUUGUCAAUUAAAACGUAACAAUAUCUAUUUUCUUCAUUUGUUAUUUACUAAAGUGUAUUAAGAAUUGUCAUCGAGUUGUCGAAUGUUUUGUUUUCGUGUCAUAAUACUGUGGAAAGUUUAUUGAUUCUCUUUCACCAGGUGGAAACUAGCAAUCAAAUUGAAAGCUCACCUAUUAACUGAUUCAUAUUUUUUCGAAUAUACAUAAUAAUAAUAAUAUUUUAAUUAUUAAAAGGGAUUGAUUAAAUUAAAUUGAGUCAAGAUGAAGGUAGGACUAUUGAAAAAUUGUUUAUGUUACUUCAGUCUCCGUCAAGGUACCAUAUUAAUUGCAGUAAUGCAAUUGUUUAUGUCCGGAUUUAUUAUUGAUUUUUUCGUCCUGGCAUUGGCACAUGCUAUGGGAAUUCAAGAAAUGGUGGUGAGAGAUACCGAGGAUGCACUCGAGAGGGAAGCUUUGGAGGAUAUAUCCUCCAAUUAUCUUAACACUAAAAAAAUGGACAUGGCUCACCACAAUGCUACUGAGACCAUUUAUUCUAUUUAUUGUGGAUUGGUUAUCACUGUGAUACACUUUAUGACUUCAAUUCUAUUACUUUAUGGUGCAUUAAAGAACAAACGUCAUUUUAUGGCACCUUGGAUGAUGGUAAUGAUGACGACAAUAUCAGCAUUUACAAUAUCCUUGUUCCUGGUUGAACAGGAUUGUCCAUUCAUUGCUAUUCUCGGUGGCAAAGCAGACAUUUGUGAACGUGUAAUCGUGUUGUUAUUUGUUAUCACGAGUUCCUAUUUAUGGUUCGUCGUGUAUAGUACGUACAAGAGUCUUGAAAUAAAAAAAGGAUUGACUCAUGAAGUACACAGUGUCAACAAGAAAGAUCCAUUACCAAUUGCAGAAGGUUCAAAAUCGUUUCAUGUGGCAGCUAAUAAACCUUAUGAGGUUUAAAAUUGUUUUCUUUUA